Messenger RNA from Scophthalmus maximus (turbot), 5143 nucleotides. It is a transcript of the gene ttll11, whose product is annotated as tubulin tyrosine ligase-like family, member 11. The record is from RefSeq and is a predicted model, not a curated record. Gene Ontology annotation, cellular component: cilium. Gene Ontology annotation, biological process: protein polyglutamylation; microtubule cytoskeleton organization. The coding region runs from base 1238 to 3457 and encodes 739 amino acids. The transcript has 10 exons. NCBI's taxonomy places the organism in Eukaryota, Metazoa, Chordata, Actinopteri, Pleuronectiformes, Scophthalmidae. Gene Ontology annotation, molecular function: tubulin binding; tubulin-glutamic acid ligase activity.
ACUAUCAUAGGCCCAAUUCAGGUAUGAACAUUUUGAUCAAUUGCAUGAUGCUUGUAAAAAAAAAAAUACAUUAGUGUACAUUAUGGUUAGACAAUGUAUUAUUUUCCUCGGGAUCAUUAAGUUAUCAAUCAUCUAUCCAUCUAUCUAUCUAUCUAUCUAUCUACCUUUUCCCUCUUUUUUUCUAUUUUCUCCUUCUUUUUUUGCUCCGAAUAAGAUGUUUUAUGGUCGUUUUUCAUCUCGUCAAUGGAGUGAGUGACUCGCAAAUGCACUUCCGGAACAGGAGCCGUUCUAAAAGUGGGCGGUCGGUGUUCAGCUCAAUAAUCCGCUGCGCUUUAUUAUUUGUCACGUUGCCCUGCCUAAACUCUUUUGUCCCCGUCGGGAUGCCGUAGAAUGAUGACUAUAGUCUUCCAGUGAUCUGAUUGGUCCGUAGGACCGGCGACGGCCUCUGUUCCCUUUGAUCUCAGGUUAUCGCCAUCAGCAUACGUUACUAUGGUGAUUUACCCCGGUUAGAACAGAACCUGCUUCGUAGUCCAGGGCCUCCGGUCUGCUUUUUGCUGCUGCUUUAACACGGGGGCGAUAACACACACACACACACACACACACACACACACACACUCAGCCGAGGACCAUCUCAGCAACGCUGUAAAAGUACAUACAGGUACGCGUAAGGUAAAGUCUGUCAUGAGACGCAUGGUUGUCGUGCCAACAGCCUCGGAACCACAUGCUAGCUGAAUGAAGUUUGACAGGCUAACGUCGGGUUGAACCACAUGCUAGCUGAAUGAAGUUUGCCAGGCUAACGUCGGGUUGAGCUAAUUUUUCCAGCAGCUAGCACCGGUGUUGGCUACAAGUGCCGCCUGCCCCGCUAGCAGCUAGACGAAGUCAACGCCCGCCUGUGAGAGCCACUAGCCGUUUCGAGGUGGCUCAUCAAAUUAUCGUUGUCAGCUGACUGGAGGCGUUAGCUAGCGUCACCGCUUUAGCCUGAGAUGUCAAGCCGUGUUCCAGCGAGGUGACGUCGCAGACUGUGGACACGUAUCCACGGGCUGCCUUUCAUCGUGCUCGCUCUAAUGACUCGCCGGAGCGAAUGGCUCGUCCCUCUCCAGUUAGCCAUUUAAGCUAGAGAUGCGUACCGCAUUAUUUCCGAGGAACGUUAGCUCGCCGGAGCUGGAUUGUUGUUCUCCGCGGUGCCACCGUGUCCCCGUGUCCCCAUCCAGCAACGACCCUCGUUGCCUUUCAAAUAAUGAGUGAUCAUUAUUUGAAAGUCAAGUGUCAGCUCGAGCAAAUGAAAACAGUCGGUGGGGACGCAGAGAGGCAUGGUGUGGCCACGGAGGAGCACCUGCCACAGUCCUCCCCCCCGGACCCCUGCAGCAUCCCCACAUCCGGGAGAGAGGCACCCAGCACCCCCAGCACUUCCAAACAUAGGGGGAAAAUUCGUAGCAAGCAGGGAAAGGAUGACAAGAGCUCUUGUGGCAAAGACAGCACGGAAGUGCCACUGCACAGGUCUGUAGUUUCUGCCCGUGUUGGGCAAAACCUGAACGGACAAGAGCACGAGCGGAGCCUUCACCUCAAAGAAACUGGGAAGAUGCUCCAGGGCAAGUCAGAGACCAAUGGCAACUGUGUGACCAUCCAUGCAUCCAAACACAUCCAAGAGAAUCCGCGUGAGGACGGAUUCAAAGUUGCGAGGAGGAGCAGGCCAGUGACAGUGGAUACGUCGAAAGCCAAAACCUCGUUGGAGGCGCUGAAGUUAAGCAUCAAGCAGUUGAAGUGGAAAGAGGUGUGCUAUUAUCCUCUGGGAAGACGGGCGGCCUGUGAUAUCCACUGGCACGGGAUCUCCUUCCAUGAUAAUGAAAGUAUUGUCUCAGGGCAGGUGAACAAGUUCCCAGGGAUGAUUGAAAUGCUGAGGAAGGUCAACCUGAGUCGGGCCAUGCGGACGGUGCAGGAGCUGUUCCCAGAAGAGUACGACUUCUAUCCCCGUUCAUGGAUCCUACCUGAGGAGUACGAGCAGUUCUCCACACAGAUUCGCAUGGUGAAGGAGAACGAUGCCACAGUGAAUCCCACCUUCAUUGUCAAGCCAGACGGCGGUUCUCAGGGCGACGGCAUCUACCUCAUCCGUGGCCCCAGCGACCCAAAGCUCACGGCAUGUUCACAAGCCAAACAGGGCGUAGUGCAGGAGUACAUCCAGAAGCCAUUACUCAUUGACAAGCUCAAGUUUGAUAUCCGCCUCUAUGUGCUGAUAAAGUCUCUGGAGCCGCUGGAGAUCUACAUUGCCAAGGAAGGCCUAACACGUUUUUGCACCGAGCCCUACCAGGAGCCAAACCAGAAGAAUAUGAGCCAUGUCUACAUGCACCUGACAAACUACUCCCUCAACAUCCACAGCGGAAACUUUGUCCACUCAGACAGCCAGAGCACAGGCAGCAAGCGCACUCUCUCCAGCGUCCUGUACCGGCUGGCAGCCAAAGGCGUAGACAUCAAGAGGGUGUGGUCGGAUAUCAUCGCUCUUGUCAUCAAAACUGUCAUUGCCGUGGUGCCUGAACUUAAAGUCUAUUAUCAGGCUGAUAUACCGCCUGGGAAACCAGGACCCACGUGCUUCCAGAUAUUAGGUUUUGACAUCCUGUUGAUGAAGAACUUGAAGCCAGUUUUACUUGAGGUCAACUCCAACCCCAGUAUGAGGAUAGAACACGAAAUGAAGGUAUCUCCAGGAGUUUUUGAAUUUGUUCCCAGUCCGGUGGAUGAAGAGGUCAAAGUGUGUGUGAUCAGGGACACACUGCGCCUCAUGGAUCCCGGCCACAAGAAACUUCCGGUCUCCCAACCGAGGGCCGGAGGGUGUGAAGACAAGGAGGAGAUUCAAAUGGAGGCAGAGACGCAGGAGAGGAGCCCGGAAGACGGAGCUCUGCCCUCGCUGUGUCUGAAGCAGGUCUACCCCAAGUACACCAAACAGUUCAACUCCCUGCGGCUGAUGGAGCGGGUCGCAUCUCUGUUCAUACGCUUCCUCGGGGUCAAGGGCAACAUGCGUCUGGGCCCCACCGCCUUCAGAACCUUUAUCAGGACCUGCAAACUGAGCAACAGUAACUUCACCAUGGCUUCGGUGGACAUCCUCUACAUAGACAUUACACGUCGUUGGUCAGGGACGGUGCCUGACUCUAGAGAAGCAGGGAUGGGACUACAAGCGUUUGUCGAGGCCUUUUUCUUCAUGGCAGGUCGCAGGUUCAAAUCCCUGUUGCUGAGGGAGCAGGUGGGGUCACUGCUGGAGCUGUGCGAGGCUCAGCUCGAGUCCCAGAUGGCCGUCGAUGACCGACGCUCCGUGAGCUGCAGCAGGGCGCUGCCGCGAUCCGUCAGGUCUCAGACACUCGCCCAACCUCACCUCGGCUCCCCGGCUCCCGUGCGCAGGGCCACCAGCCAGGACUGCCGGCCGCAUCACAGACUCAAGCCUCGCACACUCCGCGCCAACGUGGAGACCUGACGCAGGGGGAGCAACAGCUAGUCAGCCAGCUCCCAAACAACCGCCUGUAGCCUUCUCCGCGGGAGCACGGAAAUUAGGUGUCAUCUCCCGUCAGCCUCUCUUUUAGAAAGGGUGGGAUGACGGGAGCUGAGAAAACCACUCGCUUGACCCCUGCUGGCUGACUGUUCUCGGCCUGAUUGCUAUUUCUUCAGAGGAAGAAGAUGUCUGCAGGGGUUUUGCGGAAGGUGGGAACGUGAGGCGGUCGGUGCAUUUCUUUCUCCCCUCCUGGUGAGAUCAUGCAUGAGCAGUGUGGUCCAGGCCGGAGGAGGAGGAGAUGGAGGAUAUGGCUGCUUCUAAUGUUCCGACUGAUUCUACAGGGCAGCUAUCUGCUUCCCUUUGCCGCUGUGUGGUGACACACACACACACACACACACACACACACACACACACACACACACACACACACACACACACACACACACACACACACACACACAGCGACAAACAGGAACAACAUUAGAUGCCCCCACUUCAAUAGAUUUACACAAAUCACAAAUCACAAAGGGAGUGUCCUUAGUACGAGGAUUAUAUUCUUGAAUUUGCACAAAAAAAUCUUUGAAUCUUUGAAUGGAUGUGAGGGUGACUGAGCAUUUGUGUGUGUGUGUGUGUCUGUGUGUGAGUACUGUACUGUAUUUAUUUGUGUGUAGUUGUAUGUUGGAAGCCUAUUUACAGCCUGUGGCUCAGCUGCGUCCCAGCUCCAUGAGCCCAUCAGUGAUGAGUUAAAGGGGCAGUAAGCGAUUUUUAAUCUAAUACUUUUUUUGUAAAACUCAGCGAACAUUUCCUCACGGUCCUCUAGCUGUCGGAUUUUUCUACUCAACCCUGGCUCUGUAAAUUGAGAACAAAAAUAAUGAUGCGGACCACACAACACUUUGUGUGCAGUUUGUACACAUCACUCCCCGACACGUUAAGAAACGUUUUAGCGACAGGCGCUUACGACUCAGGGGUUUUAGCCUCGUGGUUAGCGUUGUCCUGCUCCGUUAGGCUUCGGCCCUAAACAACAACAGCGAUCAAUCUUUGUCCAAAAUCGCUUCCAGCCCCUUUAAGAAGCAUUCAAUGGGAAAAGGCCACGCCGCCACUUAAUCUCUUUCAGUUCCGCAGCUAUUCCCGUCGGGCAGCCUCAGACCCUCUGAGAAACACUUCCUAGGAUGACUUCCUUUUCACACAGUUGUCACGGGGGAGUUUCAUUAUUUCACAUGUAAUCGCACAGAACCAAAGUUUCACAGUUUAAGGGGAAGCGUCGGUUCUUAAAACAGCCCCACAGCUUUUGUGCUUUAGACGAGUGCGUGAUGCCAACCGGAGAGGUCGCCGUCAUUUCAAAUGACCUUCACUGCAGUCACGAUUCAAUCAUGAAUGCUCUUAAUGUUCAACCAUGUUGUUCUUCCUGCUUGUGUGUGAGAUUGUGAACUUGUCACAUGCCGACACAGAUUUAUUUGUGACGUGUCACACAGAACUCUGUAGCGUAUCACUGACUCUCCUGCAGAGCAGCCCGCUGUGUGACUCACAUGUAAAGGACUCAAACUGUACGACUCACGUGUUUUCUGCAGUAUAAUAUCAUGAAGUAGAUUAAUAAGGUUACAAACAGGCAUCGGUCAUGUGAAUGGAAUGUAUUGUCUGCAAAAAAAAUUAAAUGUUGCUCUUUCAACUGAA